Molecule: messenger RNA, 2538 nt
Organism: Ogataea angusta
Lineage: Eukaryota; Fungi; Ascomycota; Pichiomycetes; Pichiales; Pichiaceae
Exons: 1
Coding region: 1-2538 (845 amino acids)
Molecular function (GO): protein binding
Source: RefSeq, a predicted model, not a curated record
AUGGAUCGAUUUCUAAGGACGUUGGGCCGUAGUUGCUGGCGGGCGGCGGGUCCGCCUUUUGCCAUCUGCAGGCAGAACAGGGCUCCCGUGGGGCUGUUGACUUUCACAGCUAGGUUAUCGUCCGCGGUUUCCACCGAACAGGCCAAUUUGGAGGAGCUUGUCUCCAAUCUUAAAUCAGACCUGCGAGCCAUAUAUUUUUCUAAGCACAUUGCGCCCAAAGGCAAAGCCAGUCAGCUCCAGGGGAAGCUGAGACAGCUGCUGUAUUGCAUGUCGGGCUCUGAAUUUUCCAAAAGCGAGCUCCCGUUUAUAAACAAGAUCGUUCAUGCCAUCGAUCGAGAAUCAGACCCAAUGGACGUGUUUACCGCGCAGGAAAUGCUAGCACUUCUAACGGCUGCUGUUCCGGCUAUGACUGCUAAGGAUGUGAAAAAUAUAGAUUUUUUUCCUCGGUUCUACACCUCGUUGAGGGGAUCCAAAGAGUACCAACAGGAUAGAAAUAUAAGACUGCAUUUAUUCGAGCUAUUUUUCAACUAUGUGCUAGUGAGCAACAAGGGCGACAUAGCGAUCAAAGCAAUAGAAGCAUUUAUAGAGGAGGAGGCGUCUUUGAGGCACGACGACGUGACGGCGGAGGUGGUGGACGUGGCUCUGGAGGCUUUCACUACGGUCACCCCCGAUACUGCGACGGUGGUCAAGUUGUUCGAAAUAAGCGAUCUGGGCGAUGAGAAGCGGUCUGAAAGGCUGCUUGCUGCAUUUUUCAGCGCUGCAGACGCCGAAAUCGGGCGAGAUUACGAAGACAACCAGGUGGCCGCCAGAUUAACCGAGGUGGUAGGUAUUAUGGAGCACAAGAAAAAUCAGCCGCUGAACGAGUACAUCAAUCUCCUGUAUUUUGCCACCAAGAACAAGUUCAACGGGUGUUCGAAGGAAAUAUUGGAUAGGUUAGUGAGCUUGACGGAGUGUUUCAGGAAUAAAUUGGGGAAAAAAAUAAGAGACGAGGAGCUUGCUGCCAUUGUUGCUGCCGCGCUCAAACUCGGCCAGAGCAAGGCGGCGGAGAACUUAAUGGAGAAUCUGGAGUACGACUUUGCUGAAUUCAGCCGGCCUGAAUGGCUGGCAUAUAUGCAGAUCAAAGUCUACAAGACUGCAGACGAAAAGAGCGUUAUCGACCUGAUCCGCAAAAUCAACAACGAUCUCCAACACAGCUACAAAAAAGACUUUCGUGUGAACGACACCGAAACCUUCAACUAUGUGGUCAGCUCAUGCUGCUACUCGGAAAAGAGUCUGGCCUUUGUGAAUGCUAUUUCUGAUUUUUUCGAGUCAGAAUAUACAGUGACGCCGACGGCGGAAACAUACGCAGCAUUGAUCGAACACCAGCUGGAUGUCGGCAAAUGCAAAGAGGCCUUGGAGCUGUUCGAAGGGUCGCUCGAACAACCUAUAGAAUGGGGGGAGGACGAAAAUAGCGUUUUCGCUCCUGUUCUGUUUCGUUUGCUCGAACUGUAUUGCGAAAACAGCAACGAUGAUACCUCCUUAAAGGUGAUUCUGUACAAGCGGAUCAAGAACUAUGGGUACUCCCUAAACAAGGCCGCUCUCAAGGCCAUGAUAGACAUGUUUCUGCAGGAAGACUGUGCGGGAGACGCAAUGCAGCUCUUCCAUAUCGAGGUGGUGGAGCAUUCGAGGGAAGAACGCCAAUCGCUGACAAAAUACGGGCCAAUCUUCGAGUCCUUCUAUGAAUACAGCACCACCGCGGAGGUCAGCACCAGUCGCAACUGGCACGUGUAUGAGUUUCUCCACCAAAACUUCAUUAUACCAUAUGAAAAGUACUAUCGUCUGAUGGAGUACUUUAUUUCUCACAAUGAGCCCAAACGAGCACUGAAGAUGUUUGCAAACCUCAAGGCGUUGAGCAAAGAGGCCAAGAUCGCGCCUCCAAAUGAGGAGGUGUAUAUUUAUCUUUUCCGAUCCUUUGCACGUUGUAAAUUCGUGGAAGGAGUGCAGAAGCUUCAUUUGGGAGCCAAAAUGGAUCUUGCCAUCAACAUGAACAUCAGGCUGCUUAACGCCAUAAUGGAAGGUUAUUGCGCUAUUGAGGACUCGUUCAAAGUAAGAGACACCUUCCACGUUGCCUAUUCGCUCCCGAAAUCGCGCGGACUCAACGCAGAGAGCUGCUACUGGAUGCUCCGCUCGCUCAGGGGAUACACGCUCAAGCACGUGACGGAUUUCUACACCAGUUUGUCAGCGUACGACGUUCUGGCGGACCCGCGGAUAUUUGGUGAGUAUUUGAUCGCACACUGCUCCUUUGGUAAGUAUGAGACAGCGCUGCGCGUUCUGGAGGAAAACUUCUAUAGCGAUGGGGGCCAUUUGAUAGACAGACGAGUUCUUCGUGACAUGCACAACUGGUGUGUGGAUGAGGACGUGAGAACAAAAGUGGAGCUCUUUGCUUCGCGCCAUUACCCUGCACUAUGGUCAGAGCUCAAAGAUAGCGGCGAGCUAAGCAACACAAAAAACGAGCUACUGGAUGAGGGAUACAACCCGGAACGACCUCAACUUGUGUAA